AUGGAUAUCCUUGAAGGUGUACAACGGCGUGCUACAAAGGCUGUUCAUGGCCUCAAAAACUUCACGUACGAGCAGCGCCUGACGGCCUUGAACCUCUAUCCCCUUUACUACAGGCAGGACAGAGGUGACCUCAUAGCAACGUUCCAGUCGGUAAAAGGACUUAAUCUGGAUGUCGACUGGGAAACGUUUUUUGAAAUGGCACCCAAGUCCAAUCUCAGACGACAUGAUUACCAGCUUAAAAAGGAACUGUGCCACACAAAUCAACGUUCUUCCUUUUUCUCACAGAGGGUCAUUCGCCAAUGGAACUCUUUGCCGGAGUUUGUUGUUAAUUCCCCUACCGUGAACGUGUUUAAGAGACAACUGGAUGCUUACCUGCUGAAAGGCAACCCGAACUGCCGAAGCCUGAUCUAGCGGAUUACUGAAAUGAUUAUAACAAGAUUUCAACAGAUCCUAUUUUGUGCUCCAAACUUAGCCCAUAUUGAAAUUUUCACAGUCCGAAUGAGGAGAACAAAGUUUUUCGCAAUUAUUUCGCGAAUAUAAUACCCCUUUCGCCUUUAUGUUACAUUAUUAGAUUUAUGAAUUCUCCUUACUAAAACUACAAGCUUUGCAAUUUAACUAUUUUCCCUUAUACCUGUACCCUCUAAAUGGAGUUUUCAGGGCUUCUGUCGUUUACUCCAAAUAUACUAACUGAUACUGACUGAAUACCAACUGGGGGAUGUGGGUGCCGGCUACAUCUUCUUCUGGAAGAACAACGCGACGCGACCGCCGUCUUUGUCAUCCGGAAUGACAUACUAGGGCCGUCGACCUGUCUGCUGCAGGGCAUCGCAACUGACUGAUGACCCUGCGCUUUCCUUUUCGGUAAGCCAAAUUCCCCACCACCCUCAAUACCUACACCCGCCUAUCACCAAUUCCAACGAGGAACUGUACAUACUCCUGACGACUGUGCUGAAGGUAGACAAGCCGGUCGCCCUUGUUUAUUUAAACGCUCGCGUCGAUACUGACUACGCCGCCUGGAGAAGAGUGCUGGAUCCCCAUGGAAUCAGCUGCUGCAAAGACAGUGGUCUCAUUCUUCCACGAACCUGCGCAGAACGCAGUCUACUCCUCCUCCUCCUCCUCCUCCUCCUCCUCCUGACCAACACCUUAUUUCCGUCUUCAGAUGCGAAAAAAGCAAACUGGAUGCAAUCCCGAUCGCGGCACUGCUAGCUGCUGGACUACUUUCUCGUUCGGAGGCGAUAUCGACAGGACGUCCUAGUGACUAGGGCUAUUUGCGACGCUGACUGCCAGACAGAUCACUGCGUCGUCAGCUUCCAGAUGAGGGUCUUACUGCAACCCCGGUAGAGACAACAAGGUAAGUGAUCACCAGGUAAGUUAAAUGGUGUCCUGCUGAAUUUGUACGCUGGCCGCUAACCGCAAUCAGUAAGGUCAGCACCUGGAAAAACUGCCCACGGUGGACUACAACGCCACCGUGGAAAAUCGCUGCUGUUAACAGAGGAACUCUGUUCACUCGACUGACUUGGACGUCUUUGGAUGCGCUCGUCGUCAACAUCGGAGCUGGUUCGACGACAAUGUUGCAGGCAUUCGCAGACUGCUUGUCGAAACACACAAGCUGCAUGAGAUCUACUUGAACCAUCGGACGGCGCCAAAUAGCGGCCUUCAUUCGCCACCUUGCGCAGUAGCGACUGAGGAAGAUGUAGGUCGCCCGGAUAACUCACAAGACCGAGGAAAUUCAUGGGCAUGCUGACCGCAACGAAACGAAGAACCACUUCGCUGGGAUCGAGGAAAAUUAUGGUUCCACGGCUAAAGGAACCGCUCAGAUUCUCAACACCGCACUUUAAACCAAAAAGUUGCAGAUUCUGACGCGCUGAGCCGAGCAGUUCAGAAGUGCCCUCAAUCACCCAUUAACCACUUCCGCCUCCGCCUCCAUCAUCGAUGGACUCUCCAAAUGAAAAUUAGCAUCUAUUUGGAUCACCCACCCUCUCAUCUAGAAGCCAUCCGCACCGUGCAUCAACUCUUCGGCGGGAAAGCUCUGGGCUCCGAUACCAGCCACCGACUGAUGGGUCACUUCCUAGCCCUCGUUCAGGAGAUGUGGCGCCGCGUCCAGCUCCUCAAACGGAAAAGGAACCGGCAUAGAGGGCAUCUCGUUGCCCAGCAUCUACAGGAACAUCUUCACUUGCAUCCUACUCAACCGUCUCAACGGCCAUCUCGAACGAAGACUUCUCCCGCGAGGCCAGUAUGGCUUCCGACACCACCGCCAAAUCACUGACAUGACCUUCCUCGCCCGCCACUAGGAAGAAAAAUGCUGUAAAAUGCGGACCCAUCUCCAUGUUGCCUUCGUGGACCUGACAAAAACCAUCGAUACCCCUAAGCGCAAUGGAUCUAGGAAAAGCAGGCCAAACUCCGACUUCUGUGAAUUAUUCGCAAACAAUUUCGUCAGCUAGGCGACGUGAUGAUGGCGCAUCACGGACAGCGGGACUGCCUCAGAAGCAUUUGCAGAAAGCAGGUCUGCGUACUCGCCACCUUCCUCUCAAUCCAGUCAUGUUGAUUGACGCCUACCGUGAUAGACACACGGAAUAAUCACUGCCCGCAAGACUGACAACAGUCUUCUCACCAACCGGCUCAUGCAGGCCUCAAGCAGGCAGAAGCAGGCAUGCAGCGGAGCAUGAGCAUGUUCGCCGCCGAGUGUACCAACUUUGGGCUGACCAUCAGCAGGGACAAAAUGGUGGUCAUGCAUCAACUACCGCCCAACUCUGCGUACGGGUUUCCUCGCAUUCACGUCAACAGUACCGAACUGAAAACCAUUGCCAACAUUGCCCACGUGUACACGUUGCACGAAUUCGAAAAAUGGCCCAGCGGAUCUCUAAAGCUAGCCAGGCAUCCGGCAGGCUGAAAAACGAAGUAUGGGAUCGCCAUGCUCUCCACCUCAGUGUUGAAAUCAAGAUGUACAAAGCUGUCAUGACGCUGUCCUGGGGGGCGGAGAUCUAGAAAGGCAAGAGGAAACAAGCGCGUAAACUCAGUCACUUCCACCUCAGAUGGCUGAGUUGGCAAGACAAAGUCCUGGAAAUGGAAGUUUUAGGAACCUUCGGCAUUUACGUCAUGCGGAGGCAACUGGAGCUGCGAUAGAGCAGUCAUCUCGUGAGGGUGGACGAUGAGUGACUGACAAAAUACCUCUUCCAGGGAGUCCUUGCUACGGGUGCUUCUCGCGAAGGAGAUGUAACCUGCCGCUAAAAAGACACCCUAAAGAACUCCUUGAGGUUCUUACCAAUCAGCCGUAGAAUACAUAGCAUAUGAGCGACAGGGCUGGAGAAGAUCAGUGUAGAGUGGAGCAGUAAUAUGUGAAGUCAAUCGGCUCACAGCGGGGAAAAUAAAAUCGGAAGUUCGCAGGUGUGAGGAGCUCCUGACAGUAACACCAACACUUAACCCCUCUGUCAAAAUGCCUAGGCUGUCAGUGAGCAUUUUGCUCUCGAAUUGGUCUCGUCGGUCAGUCUUCGGACCCAGUGCACCAACCGCCCGAAAAUCCCUCACUCCUGUCGUCCCUGCCUCAGGUCCCACAACGGCUUCCCUCACAACCGGCGCUCAGCAUCCUAACGCCCCGCCGACGUCGCUCGCCGCAAACUCCAUUAUCCCUACCACAACUUCCGCGGCGACGGCGGCCACCACCUUCCCCAUCUCCGCUACCGCUGAAAUAGCUAUCGCUGGCCACCAAACAUCACCACUACCAUCACCGCCGCCGCCGUCGCCACCACCUCCAGCGAAAUGGACCCGGUCCUAA
Molecule: messenger RNA, 3769 nt
Organism: Spirometra erinaceieuropaei
Lineage: Eukaryota; Metazoa; Platyhelminthes; Cestoda; Diphyllobothriidea; Diphyllobothriidae
Source: the annotation of a GenBank genome assembly